AUGGACAAAACAGUUGUAGAAGGGAUAGAGCUUGGGCCAAUUAGCCAAGAGAUUAUGAAAAAUCAGGCAACCGUUAACAUAGGAAUGAUAGGGCAUGUGGCUCACGGAAAGUCGACGAUUGUCAAGGCAAUAAGCGGAAUAAAAACUGUGCGGUUUAAAAGCGAGCUGGAAAGAAACAUAACAAUUAAACUUGGGUAUGCAAAUGCAAAAAUAUACAAGUGCACAGGGGGGCUGUGCAAGCGCCCAGAGUGCUAUAUUUCCACGUCAAGCGGGCAAAAGCCCCCAAAGGCCUGCCGGACGAAAGACUGCACGGGAACAAUUGUUCUAGAGAGACACGUUUCUUUUGUCGACUGCCCGGGGCACGAGGUUCUUAUGGACACAAUGCUUACAGGUGCUGCGAUCAUGGACGCUGCCAUUUUGAUCAUUGCCUCGAACGAGCAAUGCCCGCAGCCGCAGACGGUUGAGCAUCUGAACGCGAUUGAUGUUGUCCAGCUGGAAAAAGUGAUUAUUUUGCAGAACAAGGUAGACCUGCUCACUCGGGAGCAGGCCCUUGAAAACCACGACCAAAUAGAGAACUUCAUAAAGGACUCCUCCGCCAAAAACGCCCCAAUCAUACCUACGUCUGCGCAGAUUGGAUGCAACCUGGACGCCAUACUGGACUACAUUGUAAACUACAUCCCCGUGCCACAGAGAGAGUACACCGAGGCUCCCCAGGUUCAGGUCAUCCGGUCUUUCGACAUAAACAAGCCUGGGUGCAAGCCCUCAAACUACAAGGGCGGCGUCAUUGGAGGGUGCCUAACUAGGGGGUAUCUGCAAGCAGGGGAGACAUUGGAAAUCCGCCCGGGCAUUCUGGAAAAAGUGCAGGGAAGGCUAACGUGCAAGCCUGUUCGAACAAAAAUCGUAUCUUUAUUUGCGGAAGCAAACAUGCUUAAGGUGGCGGUUCCUGGCGGGCUGGUUGGCAUCGGAACGGAGCUGGACCCUUUCUUCUGCAGAGGAGACAAGCUGGUUGGGCAGGUUCUGGGGAGGCCCGACACGCUCCCGGAGGUCUACAGGGAAAUGUCCAUAAAGUACCAUCUGUUUGAAAAGCUCACUGCAGAGACGCCUGCGCUGGGCAAGCCGCUGGCCGUAAAGGAGCAGCUUCUCAUAAACAUAGGCAGCAGCUCAAGCCGCAUCCAGAUAACAGCAACAAAGGGCGCAGAGGCGUCUUUUGUGCUGGCCACGCCCAUCUGUGCCGAGAUAGGCACCACGCUCAGCAUAUCUAGAAAGCUAAGAGGCCACUGGAGGCUGGUGGGCGCCGGGACCAUAGAAAGCGGAACCGGCCUGCCUAUUUUAUACGACUAA
Molecule: messenger RNA, 1341 nt
Organism: Nematocida major
Lineage: Eukaryota; Fungi; Microsporidia
Product: translation initiation factor 2 subunit 3
Exons: 1
Coding region: 1-1341 (446 amino acids)
Biological process (GO): positive regulation of translational fidelity; formation of translation preinitiation complex
Cellular component (GO): cytosol; eukaryotic translation initiation factor 2 complex
Molecular function (GO): GTPase activity; tRNA binding; translation initiation factor activity
Source: RefSeq, a predicted model, not a curated record